Messenger RNA from Anolis carolinensis (green anole), 12275 nucleotides. RefSeq names its product neurofascin (gene nfasc). Lineage: Eukaryota; Metazoa; Chordata; Lepidosauria; Squamata; Anolidae. The coding region runs from base 546 to 4682 and encodes 1378 amino acids. The record is from RefSeq and is a predicted model, not a curated record. Gene Ontology annotation, cellular component: axon; plasma membrane. Gene Ontology annotation, molecular function: cell-cell adhesion mediator activity. Gene Ontology annotation, biological process: brain development; cell-cell adhesion; axon guidance. The transcript has 33 exons.
UCCUCCCAUUUGCAGUGGCACUUGGUGGGCUCAAGCUAAUGAGCCUCUCUCUGUGUGAGCCACAGGAACAGAAGGAUGGAGCGUAGAGAGUGAUUUUUAACCCCCUGCAGCAGUCAAAUUACAUCUAUAUUUGACCUUGGAAAGGAUCUCUUCAGCUGAAGGCAGCCAGAGGCCUGCUUCCUUGGAAACCAAGGGGGACUAUAUUUCUGCACUUAGCUCAGCUGCUUGGAUGUUUCCUUAGCCUUUGCAGUCAUGACUGAAAUAUUCCUUGUCUCGCAUGGAAGAUCUUCUCAUUUGGGAUAAAGGUGACCGAAAGACAACUGAAUAGCCCUGGAGGGAAAGAGAGAAGGGAAAAUGGCCUAAGUGUGUAAGUUAACAAAGGCUGCUCAGUAUUAAAACCAGGACUAAAAGAAGAAUAUUAAAAUAAACACCUGGAUCCACAAUAUCAAGUAAAUCAAAGUAUUCUGCUGCACUACAGUAGUAAAGUCACCACUUUGCCUUGUUGGAAGAAACUGGGGACAUAGGAUCUUAGCCAAAUAUUCAAAAUGGUAAUGCAAAGGUAUCUCCUAACCUAUAUUGGAGUGGUGCUCACUUUAAACCUUCAUCACCUCAUCAGAGCCAUUGAAGUCCCUCGGGAUCCAAGUAUUCAAGAAUCAUUACAUCAGCCUCCCACUAUUACAAAGCAGUCUGUGAAGAAUUAUAUUGUUGAUCCAAGAGAUAACAUAUUCAUUGAAUGUGAAGCAAAAGGCAACCCCGUCCCUACAUUUUCAUGGACACGCAAUGGGAAGUUCUUCAAUGUUGCAAAAGACCCAAGAGUUAGCAUGAGACAUUGGUCAGGUACACUGGCUGUUGACUUCCGCAGUGGUGGUAGGCCGGAGGACUACGAGGGGGAAUAUCAAUGUUUUGCUCGGAAUGAUUUUGGGACGGCCAACUCCAAUAAAAUAUUCCUACAGGUUUCAAAAUCUCCUUUGUGGCCGAAAGAAAACUUGGACAUUCAAGAAGUUCAUGAAGGUGCUCAGCUUAUCUUGGCAUGCAACCCCCCUCCUGGUCUGCCACCGCCUGCUAUCUUCUGGAUGAGCAGCUCCAUGGAACCAAUUCACCAAGACAAGCGUGUCUCCCAAGGACAUAAUGGCGACUUGUAUUUUUCUAAUGUCCUGCAAGAAGAUUCCCAGACUGACUAUAGCUGCAAUGCUCGCUUUGCCUUCACCCACACGAUCCAGCAGAAAAAUCCUUAUACACUCAAGGUCCUGACCAAGCAUCCCCUUAAUGAAACGUCCUUUCGAAAUCACACUGACAUAUACAGUGCCCGAGGCAUUACAGAAAGGCACCCCAGCUUCAUGUAUCCCGUUGGGAGCCCAAGUAGCCAGAUGGUGCUAAGAGGGGAAGACCUCUUAUUGGAAUGCAUUGCCUCAGGAGUCCCAACACCAGGAAUUAUGUGGCACAAGAAAGGAGGUGAUCUCCCAGCAGGCAGGACCAAAUUGGAGAACUUUGAUAAGGCUCUUCAUAUUGCCAAUGUUUCAGAAGAAGAUUCUGGAGAAUACUUCUGUUUAGCUUCCAACAAAGUGGGCACUAGCCGCCAUGUGAUCUCGGUGAUAGUGAAGGCUGCUCCUUUCUGGUUGGAUGAACCACAGAACCUAAUUUUGGCUCCUGGUGAAGAUGGAAGGCUGGUUUGCCAAGCCAAUGGUAACCCCAAGCCUUCAAUUCAGUGGCUCGUGAAUGGAGAACCUAUUGAAAGCUCUGCUCCCAACCCAAGUCGUGAAGUGACUGGAGACACUAUUAUGUUUCGGGACAUCCAAAGUGGCAGCAGUGCUGUGUAUCAAUGCAACGCUUCCAAUGAACAUGGAUAUCUGCUAGCCAAUGCCUUUGUCAGUGUGUUAGAUGUUAUUCCUAGGAUCCUAGCCCCUCGUAACCAGCUGAUUAAAGUGAUUCUCAACAAUCGGACUCUCCUCAACUGUCCAUUCUUUGGGUCCCCAAUCCCUACAUUACGAUGGUUUAAGAAUGGCCAGGGAAGCACAUUGCACGGCGGCAACUAUAAAGCACAUGAGAAUGGGACUUUGGAAAUUAUCAGAGCACGAAAGGAAGACCAGGGAACCUACACCUGUGUGGCCACCAAUCUUCUGGGCAAAGCGCAGAACCAGGUUCGUUUGGAAAUAAAAGAUCCGACUAGGAUUAUAGAUGGGCCGAAAGAUGCUGUGCCAAAGAAAGGAUCCACCGUUUAUUUAGUGUGUCGGACAAUACAUGAUCCUACUUUAAGGCUUACAGUCUCCUGGCUCAAGGAUGAUGUUCCUCUGUACUUAGGAACCAGGAUAAAGAAAGAAGAUGAUGGCCUCACAAUAUAUGGAGUUUCAGAAAAAGAUCAAGGAUACUACACCUGCGUUGCCAGCACUGAACUAGAUAAAGAUACUGCCAGAGCCCAUCUCACUAUUCUAGAUCCUUCCCUUAACCGUAUGACUUUACCCAAAGCACGUCCUGACCGUCCCCGUGACCUUGAAUUAACAGACCUUUCUGAAAGGAGUGUGCGGUUAACAUGGAUUCCCGGUGAUGACAACAACAGCCCAAUCACAGAUUACAUCGUGGAGUUUGAGGAAGAUAGAUAUGAACCUGGAAGAUGGCAAAACCAUUCCCGCUACCCAGGAAGUGUCAACUCUGCUGUCUUGCGCCUCGCACCAUAUGUGAACUACCAGUUCCGAGUAAUAGCCGUGAAUGAAGUAGGAAGCAGCUAUCCUAGUUUGCCCUCUGAACGAUACCAUACAAAUGGGGCCCGUCCAGAGUAUAACCCGACAGGAGUUCAAGGAGCAGGAACUGCAAAAAAUAACAUGGUUAUAUCAUGGACGCCAUUAAGUGCAACCCAGGUUUAUGGCCCCAACCUCAGAUAUAUUGUGAAAUGGAGGAGAAGAGACACACGAGAGAGCUGGAGCAACAGGACGGUAAAGGGAGACGUCAGCCAGUACACUGUUACGCAGACACCCAUCUAUACGCCCUAUGAGAUCAAAGUGCAAGCUGUCAAUGACUAUGGGAUGGCUCCAGAGGCAGACACUGUCAUUGGCUACUCAGGGGAAGACUAUCCUAAGGCUGCUCCCACUGAUGUUAGACUCAAAGUUGUAAACAGCACAGCAGUCAGUCUACAGUGGAGUAAAGUCUAUCCGGAAACCGUCCAGGGACAGCUUAAGGAAUACAGAGCUUAUUACUGGAGAGAAAGUAGUUUGCUGAAGAAUCUAUGGGUCUCUAAGAAAAAGCAGUCUAUGAGUUUUAGUGGAGACCGGACACGGGGCAUAGUGUCCCGACUAUUUCCUUACAGCAACUACAAGCUGGAGAUGGUUGUGGCCAAUGGGAGAGGUGAUGGGCCUCGAAGUGACACUUUGGAGUUCACGACACCUGAAGGAGUACCCAGCACUCCAAGGUAUUUCAGAAUCCGCCAGCCAAACCUGGAAACAAUUACUUUGGAAUGGGAACACCCUGAACAUCCCAAUGGAAAUCUUAUUGGAUACACUCUUAGAUACCAAGCCUUUAAUGGAUCCAAAACUGGCAGAACAGUGGUAGAGAACUUCUCUCCUAACCAGACAAGGUUUGUGCUCCAGAGGACAGACCCCAUAUCCCGCUACAGAUUCAACCUGCGUAGCAGGUCGCAGAUUGGGGAAGGUGAGCCUGCCACAGGGGAAUCGCCACUUCCAUUGAAUGAAGCUCUUCCAACCUCAGUUGUAAUCCCUCCAACAACCAUCGACCAAACUACAGUUGCUACAACUGUGGCAGCUACCACCACAGAAGCUACCACCACAACCACCACUACAGAAGCAACCACCACCACCGAAGCUCCCACUACUACUGAAGUUGCAACCACUACAGAAGCAACAACCAUCACAGAAGCUACAACCACUACAGAAGUUGCUACCAUUCCAGCGGUGGUUGCUAGCACUCUAGCUGGUGUUGGAAAGCGUUUCAUCUGGGAUGUAAAAGCUUCACCUAACAGUAACUGGGCAAACAUCACCUGGAACCACACCUUUGAUCCUGAUACUGAGUUUGUGGUUGAGUAUAUCAACAGUAAGCAUUGGGAGCACAUGAAUGCUGCGGGGUCCUUAAUGCCACCAGAGAGCCUGCCAUCUCUCAGAGGUAACAAAACUGUGAAAUCUUACCUUGCUAAAACCUAUGCGGAACUGGUUGACCUGACUCCUGGGGAGAAGUACAUGGUGCGGGUUUUUGUCAAAGGGAACGAUACAAUCAGCUCGAAUGUAACCUUUGAGACAAGUGCAGCAUAUACUAAGCCCCCAAGGGACAUUGCAACUCAGGGCUGGUUUAUUGGAUUGAUGUGUGCCAUCGCGCUCCUGGUGCUGAUUUUGCUGAUAGUUUGCUUCAUUAAGAGAAGCAGAGGAGGGAAAUAUCCAGUGCGAGAAAAUAAAGAUGUGCCUCUGGAUCCUGAUGACCAGAAAGUAGAUAAUGGUUCGUUUGAUUACAGUGAUGAAGACAACAAGCCCCUGCAGGGCAGUCAGACCUCAUUGGAUGGCACAAUAAAACAACAAGAGAGUGACGACAGCUUGGUGGACUAUGGAGAAGGAGGUGAAGGGCAAUUCAAUGAGGAUGGCUCUUUUAUUGGCCAGUACACUGUCAAGAAGGACAAAGAGGAGACAGAAGGCAAUGAGAGCUCAGAAGCCACAUCACCAGUUAAUGCUAUCUACUCCCUGGCAUAACGCAAUACAGUGAAACAAUAGCAGCAGCAACAACUAUACAAAACCUAGUCAGUGUGGGUCAGCAAAGUCACCAUCAAGAAGAGAACGCAAACCAGAGUAGGACAACAAAGACCAAACCCAAGCAGGUGCCAUCAUCUCCUUAACAAACAAAGCAAAUGAUGUAGAUGAAUCAGCUGCUGAAGUGAUUGUGCUGCCACUGAUAUCUGAGCUAACCCACAAGAGACCAGCAGAAGAGCAGAUGCACAGAUUCUAUGCCCCAGGCUUCAGAACUCGGACUGAAAUAAACACCCCCUCUAUACCCCCAUGUCUAAUUUGUGAGAUAAUGCAACUCCUUUCAUUAAUAAUGUACACAGCUGGAUCUUUUGGUUAUUUUUUUAAGGAAAAAGAAAUGCCUAAAUGUGGGGAAAAUUAGAAGUGAGAGGGGUAUGUGUGCAGAUGAGAUAUCACUGAACCUCCCACGCUAAAAGCAGCAUGGAACCACAUUGCGGAAUCAGCUACUGAUACAAAUGACAAGUUGUUUUAUAAACAGGAACUUUCUCAUCAUUGGUUCUUGUAGUCUUCACUAAACAGGGUGCAUGAUGCUCCUUCCUACAAGAUGACAUGGUAUUGUAUUUGGCUUCAGUACAGAAGCUAAACGUCAGGGACGGGGAGAUGGGGUAUUGACAAAAAAUGUCUCAGAUAUCAGUUAGUGCUAUACUUCACAUUACUGGGGUCUGCUGCAAGUGACAAUGUGAGGUUUCACUCCACCCGAGUUUAUUUGUUAUCUUUCUUCAAAGAAAGAGUUUAAUGGAAACAGUUGCAUUUUUAUGCCAGCCCAAGGAAGAAAAAUGGCUUCUUCUUGUUUUUUCUAGAGAAAUGUUGGAAUGGGAUUCCUCAUUCUUGGUGAAGCCAGCCUUUCCUCCCAAUGUACACAUUUGGCAUUAACUAUCAUCCUGCGCAUAGCAGGAAAAAGGAGGAAGGCUGGAUGGGAAAAAACAUCCAGGAUGUUUUCCUACUGUUCACUGAAACAGGAUGGUAUCUGUUAAGAUUAAACUAACCUGGCUCAGAACCUGCCAGUCACUUCUGUGAAAAGUUCAGGGAUUACCUGUCCCUAUAUGUUUGAUGCAAAAGUGUAAAUGCACUCAGAAUCAACCCAAACUGGUCCAACUUUCAAUUGUUCUGAUGAACUGUAUAUCAGUCAGGGUUACGGUUUUCUGGCUUUCAAGAUAAAAACCACUUUCCAACACAUGCAAGGGCCUCUUAUUGCCCAUUCCCCUUUAGUCGAUUAGAUUAAAGGAGGCCUUUUCCAGUAUUAAAUAAGCAGCAGCAUGAAGCUCACACUGUCUUGUUAGUUACACAUCAGUGGCACUCAAAUCAAGCUAACUCGCUAACACGCAGUAACCCUGUUUUCCUCAGAUACAGAUUCUGUUGUGACACUGUUCUUCCAUAUAUGCCUUAAACAGCUUCAUGCGUUCCCUGAAGCUUAAUAAACUAUGAAUAUUUACCCGUAGAUUAAGCCCCUGGUGUGAUGGUCUGUAAUCUGUCCACGCAGUACAACUAAAGGAGGCUUCUGCAGCUUGAUCAGAUGAGAAAGCAUGGAUCAUUGUAGAAGGUAGAGUUUUGUAAUAAUACAGUAUUUAGUGCAACACAGCAUGUACUCUCUUCAUUCCCUGCACUUUUCAAGCCAAAGGUAUUUAAAAUAGAGGGAGACAUGGCUCCUGCAAAUGGUUUCUCUGCUAUAAGAAAAUGUACAGGAUGAAUCUCAGAAGAUCUCUCUUUCGGUAUCAUGCUAAAACAGGGAAAUUGAAUGAUAUGGCUAAAUGUUCAAAUUGGCAUAUUUCAGAGGCAGUUUGCCAGUAAAACUGUUUCAGAUGAAGAGGAUAGUGUAGAUGAGAGGUACUUUGUAAACGGGUGUGAUAUUUAGAGGUUUAGUUGUUAAAAUCAACUAAAAGAAUUCUCAAAUGCAGUCAUCUUGCAUUACAGAAUCAAAUGGCUACCAAACAAACUGAGGCCUUUUGGGAUGAAUUCAGGGUGGGGGGGACACAUUGGGGUGAGUAAAGUUUUGUUCUAAAUACUAUCUCAAUUCAGGGAGUGCUAUCUAAUUCUGUAUGCAAUCUCUUGCUAUGAUAGAUAUAUCUCUCUUUCCACCCCCAAGUUUGCAUGUUCAAUUGCUUCAAGCCAGAUCAUUCUCCAUGGUAUAUUUGGGUUUUGUUUUUGUUUUUUUUCCCCUUUCAGCAGGAUGCUGCUUUUAAACCCAUAAUUGUAAUGGACACAUGUGGUAUAGUGAUUUAUCAUGAGAGGAAAGCAAAUAUUUCAUAGAAUGAUAGAAUCAUUGAGUUGGAAGGUAGUGCAAGGGCUGUCUGGUCCAAAAGCCUACAUCACUUCUGAAGGAUGCUUAUCCAACCCCUGUUUAAAGACUUUCAAAAAUGGAGAAUCCACCUCUCUCUGAGGCAGUCCAUUCCAUUGUCAAACAACUCUUAUAGUAAAGAAAGUCCUCCAUAGAAACAUAGGGAGUGAUCACACUGAGUCAGACAAUUGGCCUAAUUCACUCAGGUUUGUCUAUGAAUAUGAUCUUGCCCUUUACCCAACCUGGAACUCAAGGGAGCCUACAAGAAUUAAAACAGAUACAGCUAAAAAGUGUAUACUGUACAAAAAUCAAAAUAUCAUCAAAAUGUCAAUAGAGUUAAAAGCAGUUAAAAGGGAACUCGUUAAAAAGAACAACUAAGAAAAACAUAACACAUUAAAAGUCCUCCAUUCCUUGGAGCAGUCAGCCCUCAAAGGCCUGCCAAAAGAGAAAAGUCUUCACCUCCAUAUAAUAGGAAAGCAAGGGGGGUCCCUGUCUAUUAUCUCUAGGAAGGGUGCUCUGCAGCUACCAAGGUUUACAUUGACCAUUUGUAGUCCUGCAGGGUUGCACACAGGAGUCUUCCCCAGUGCUGUCUGAAGAUAGUAGAGACUGAUCAUGGGAUCUUUUUCAUGGAAAACACAUGCUCUACCACUAAUGGUAUACUACAACUCAACCAUGCUCAGUGAAGGCUAAGACAUUCUGUAUGCCUUUUGGUUUUACCUUUUGUUUUUAUCUCCUUUGAACUGGAGAACUCCUAAGAGUCUGCAAUGGAGUCCAAAAUGGGUCAUGGUAAUCUAAAAACCUGCAGUUUUGUUGACAGGUGCUUCUAUCUCUAGAUUUAAGGCAACAGCGGGAACUAUGCCACCCUCCGGAUGUUGACAGACUGCAACAGCUCUAGCCAGAAUAGCCAGUGAUGAAGAAUGCUGGGAAUUGCUGUUCGGUGUCUGGUGGAUGCACAGUUCCUACUGUGUCUUAAUACAUUGCCACAGAUAGAAUUAACUAAAUUUGUCCUCUUGGUGAGUCAAAGGAAGUUUUUUAAAAAAAAACACUUUUAUGUGGGAUGUUUUGAAAAGAACCAAAUUUAGACUCUCAUAUGCACCUAGCAAUGCCUACAGUCUUACUCUGUGUUCAGUCCUAGACCUGUGUUUGUGCAUAUCUGUUUACUUCACAACCUCCCUCAUACCACCUGUUUGACGAAGUGCCAAUGAGGGGAUAGGUUUGACUUUAUGUGGUUGUAGAGAUGUUUUGCAGAGUUUAAUAAAAACUAGAAUAAGGCCUAAUUUUUUUUUAAAAACUGGAUGGGUCUUCAUUAAAACAAUUCUUCAACUACAUCAGACAGAUUUUGGGAUGCAACACCGUUUAGAAAAGUCUUUUAAACAUGUUUUGCUUUGUUUUGUUUUUUAACUGCAGCAGAAACAUCAAAUUUCUGGGAGACAUAAUAAUUUGAUACCAUUUGUCAUUACAGUCAGGAGAGAUACCUUGGGAAUGGUUUCAUGGUUAAAAGAUGAGAGCUGAGUUAAGAAGAAAUAUACCAUAUUCUAAAGCCCUGUAUAAGCCAAUAGAGUAAAACCCAAGAAUGCUUGGUGCGUGGUUUCUUGAGCAAGAAUAGAUGACGUAGCAGACAUAUUAUUUUCUAUUGCUUUGAUAUUUCCUGUUACCAAAUUAAUUAAAUAGGUUUCUUCAGUAAAACACCAGUAGACACCAGUAUACAAUUCAUUUUUGUUUACUACUAUAUACUGUGUGUGGAGUCUACAGCCAAAAUAAAACUGUAUCCCAUAAAUCGUAGGAUUGAAAUGUACUGCACACCUACUUUGGAGUAAUGUGUUCAUGGGACACAAUGGAUCCUACAAUUGGAUGAAGCUGAAUAGGACUGAGCUGGGAACUCAUAUACACAAUUUGGGGGUGGCAGGAUAGAUAACUUUGCUAGUAUAUGCCAAUUUUUAAAGAUCUAUGUGACCUCUGCUAGGCUGACAAAGGAAUACUCAACAUAAAAAUGCAUAAGUUUAACAUCUUUUUUUAAACUUUGUAAACUUAUAUGAACAAGGCUAAAAUUUGACUUAGGGUUCUGCUUAUUAAUCAUUCCCAGAGCCUUCCAUCAUAGGUAUUCACAACACCUUGCAAAAAUACAUUCAGUUAGAACUAUUGAAAAUUGCAUCCCAGAAAGAGAAUCAUGUUUGCUGUUGGUACAAUAGUGCAGUUUAAGAACUGGUCACCACUAACAACAAAAUUGCCCAAUGGUAAUAUUCAGUUUAAUCAUUAAAAUGGAUUCCAAGUUAUUUCUUGUCGAUACAGAACCAGUGUGGAUAAUCAGUAUCAAUAACACAGGUUUUGCAGGUGGAAGGAAGAAAUUUGCUAUUUUUGAAUACCGUACUACCUUUUAAAAAACCUGGUGUUCACAAACAAUGAUGAGCAAUUGGAUUUAUUGGUCCAGAAUUGGGGAGCCAUAUGGAAAGGCACUAACUAUUAGAUACUGAGGGAGCCAAGAAAUGGGCAAAGUGAGGCAUGGACUGUUAAUUUAAUUUGUUAAAUACACCAGUAACAUGUUAAAUGUUAUGCAGCUUUUACCUGUAGAGAAUACUGAUGUCCUCUCACAUUCUAUAUUUAAGAUAGGUCCAACAGUGGUAUGUGACAACAAAAUGCAAUGUCUAAAAUCAGUGCUAAAAAGUAAACUAAGUACAGUGUAAAUUCUAGCAGAAAUAUUACAUGGCAAAGGUUUUAAGAAGCAAAUGUCCAUACCUUUUUGAGACUACUUGAUGUCCUUCGAUUUUUGGAAACUAGUAAAGGGAGGGUCUCAUCAGUACUUGGGUAGAAGAAAAAGAUAACAUUGUGAUAGAUUUUGUUGGGCUGGAGGUCAUGGUCUCUUCAUUAUCCCAGGAUGUUCAGUUAUUUUGAUAGCAUUUCAGAAGCUUAUCACAUCAGAAGAGCUGGUCUAAAAAGAAAGAGAAAACUGCAUGAGAUGUAAGUUGAUCCCUUCUCUACCUCCAGUGAGUCUCCAUUCCUGGUUUCCCAGUACUAGGAUUAAAAAUAGACUGGGCCCAGCAGCAUGUGAUUAAUGCUGAUGCCAGAGAAACAUUUUUCUAUGACAAAUUUUGUUAACUACAGUCAAAUGUUUACUCCUAUUCAUGUAACUAACACAAGGGUCAAAUCUCCAGUGUAUUGUUCAGCUGCUGCAACUUAAGAACUGUAGGCAGUAGAGUGAACAGCACAGAUGAAUGGACAGUCCUUCCUCUGUUAUGCUUCAUGGAUCCCCAGGUUUGGCUCUCCAAUACAAAUGUCUUCCAAUAUGUAGUGCAUAUCAGAGACUAGCAAAAGGGUUCUCCAAGCACCACCAUGUCAAUUUUGCAUGGUUCUCAUAGGAAAGGUGCUCAUCUAUCCCCUGCAUGAACCCUAUGUGUUGACAAGACAAGUUGCCAUUAUGAAUCUCCUGAGUCUUUAAAGCUUUACUGCCAGCAUUGUGGCAACAUCAGUCAUGGAACUAUGACAGUUGUCCUUUCAUGCACACCAUAUCUUGUGUUGAAAUAUAUCAUCUUUUUAAUUCCAUCUUUAACAGGAGCAAUCCGACUCUUGCCUCAGGUUUACAGAUCCAUGUGAUAGGGAAGUCACAGGAAGGUCCAGAUAGCAUCGAUGUCCAGUUUCGUUGUUAAACUGAAUCAAUAAAUUAAAAGACAAUGCAAUCUUUAUGACUUGACCCAGCAAUUUGAAAGUUUUAUCACUGUUUCAUGUGGGGAAGUACUCAGUGAGAAAGUAAUUCCCUCCCCUUCAGUGGAAUAUUAAGAGGAAGAAAGAGAUAGCUUUUGCCUUAUAUGCCACUGAUGCUAUCAUUUUUAAUAAUGUUCAUAUCCUUCCACUGUCCCAACUUGGCAGAGACAGUCCUGUCUAAUCAACAGUCAUCUCGCUCUUUCAGCAGCUUUAAAAUAUUCCAGUUUUUCUCUUCUCCACAUCCCAUUUCCUCCUUUGUCCUCAGCUUACUCCAAUUGCAGCAACUCAACUUAAAAAUGUAAAAGUAGUUUGUAUUAAACUCAGUGGGGGCAGAAUCUCACCCUUCCCAAUACAGGUGAAAGCAAACUGCUAUAGCCUAUUCUAGCUUAUGUGUCCUUCCUCAUUAAUAAAUGUUUGUUAUCUUAACCAUAUGCUGAUCUUGCUUGGGCACUUGUGUUUGAUUUUAAUCUGUGAAAAGUUGGAGGGUAAUUUUAUUGGGAAAUAGCAGCUCACGCUGUGAUAUAUCAAACAGCAAAAGAAAAAAAUGGUAGGGCCAUCUCACUCACUUUUUACCCUGUAGAUUUGACCCAUAGGUCACCUAGCACAGAAGUCUUGACCCCGCAAUCGAUCUGCCUGCAAUUACCUAGAUUUCAUGUGUCUAAACAAGAUACAGCUCCACUACCUGUCGGAAAUAUCCUAAGAGAGCGUCACUCAAUAUUGAUUUCCAUUAGGCUCCAGCCUUUGGUUUAUGUUUUUACCUGACUCAUAAUGACCUAUUGUGGCCUUUUCCCUCACUCCAACUAUCAGCCGCAGGAAGAACAAAAUAUAACCUUGCUCUCACUUUCUGGAAUGUAGACAUUGUGAAAAGCAGUUUCACACAAAAUUGGGACUUCAACCUAUAAGGGAACAUGCAUUAAUUCUACACUAGUGUCAAAAGUCUUCAACUAAGCAAUAAUAUAGUAAUAGUAGUAGUAAAAAGUGAAAUCCACUUUCUUCCAUUGAAACUCAUUUCUGAUUAUAAGAAAUCCAGAAUGUCACUGGGCUCUCCCCUCUUUAACCCCAGAUAGCCCAUCUCUUAAUCUGUGUCUUUCAAGAAAGUACCAUGUUUUGAUUGUGAUGUCCGAAAACCAUCUUGGACCCCUCAUGUUGGUACUAUAGAGGCUGGGAGACCUUGCUUUGCACUAUGGCAAUUUCAAACACUUAUCACUACAUUAUUGGACUGCUUUUUUGUCUGUCUUUAAUAAUUUGAACACACAAACAUUAUUUCUUGAAAACUUUCCCCCAACUGUUCUGAUACUUUCUCUGUAUUUAUUUCCUUGCCUUCCUUUUGGGGGAGGGGUAUUAGCAAAUAUUGUGUUAAAUCUACUCUUCAAUAGAUGGAUGCAUAUCUGAGACUGUAAAGAAUGGUUUAGAGUGUGUAGAUUUACAGACUAUGGAGAUGUGUUUAAUAUAUGGACUACAUGAGCAAUUUGAAAAAAUAGGCCAAAAUAUCCAGAAAUGUUUUUGAAUCACUGUAAAAAAAACCCUUUUUAUAGAGAACACUAAACAUAAUAAAAAUAUUGUUCAGAAGA